CGUGCUGUGUAGCACCGGACCAUCCGCAACUAUGCACGAGCUUCAAUCCAAGUAAUCCCCUCUGCAGAUCCCUCACAGAAUGCAGCUACCCUGCUAGCCAGUCAACCAAGGUCCCUCCCCAAACUUACCUAGGCCUAUCGUAGCAAGGGGCACUCUCUCUGGUAGACAUCCACCACCGCCAACAUCCACUAGCUCUUAGCCACCAACUAGAAACUAGCUACACCACGAUGAAAACCGCCCUAGUCAGCCUCUACUCCUGCCUCGGGUUGGGUGUGCCCGCCCUGGCUGCCCUCAUGGAAAUCAUGCUGAGCAAUUCCACCUCAUGCCAGAUCCGUGGUGGGGAUGAGAUUGCGAAUCUUGCCUGUCGGAAUACGUGUAUUGAACAGGGUGGUGGGUGGACUGGAGGGUUCUGUGAUGAUCAGCAGUAG
Molecule: messenger RNA, 428 nt
Organism: Aspergillus neoniger CBS 115656
Lineage: Eukaryota; Fungi; Ascomycota; Eurotiomycetes; Eurotiales; Aspergillaceae
Exons: 2
Coding region: 228-428 (66 amino acids)
Source: RefSeq, a predicted model, not a curated record